Molecule: messenger RNA, 2178 nt
Organism: Brenthis ino (lesser marbled fritillary)
Lineage: Eukaryota; Metazoa; Arthropoda; Insecta; Lepidoptera; Nymphalidae
Source: the annotation of a GenBank genome assembly
AUGCUGGCAGACGGUGAGAUAGUUGGUGACGGAUCAUGGAACCUCACGAUCUAUGUGACGGACUUGAACGAGAAGCGUACUAUGGUCGUGAAGGGAGAUAUGCACAUUGGUGGAGUAAUGCUGAAGUUGACGGAAAGCUUCGACUUCAAAAAGGAUUGGUCGGAUCAUGCACUUUGGUGGCCUACACGAAAUAAAUGGCUUUCCCGACCAAAGCACACCCUGGACCAGUAUGGUGUCCACGCAGACGCUGCCCUGCAUUUCACGCCAAUGCACAAACCCCUCAGAAUACAAUUACCUGACUUGAGGUAUAUAGACUGCAAAAUUGACUUCUCAAUCGACACAUUCAGCGCCGUUGUACAACUCUGUAAAAGCCUUGGUAUACGGCACCCAGAAGAGCUAUCGCUUUGCUAUCCACUCGAGGCUUCCCACUUAAAACAGAACUAUCAAAAUUUGAAAGAAGCGAAAAAGAUAAAAUCUGUCCAAGCACCAGACACAAAUACAUUUAUAGCAGCCACGAGAGGCUCAUCCAAUAGCCUGGACAGGUCCAUAGCUUGCCCAGCCACGCCGCCACCGCCACGUUCAUUGUCAGCCACACCGGUGGCGUCACAACAGAAUGGCACUCUCCGGCGCUACGGGGGUCACAUUUACAGCACACAAAGCGACGGCUCAAGUGACGGGGGUUAUUGCGGGACUCCCCCGAGGGCGGCAUCGAUGGAUGCUUUAGACUCUCUCGCUGAUCUCUCAUUGGCAGAUUCCCCACUUGAACCCGACAGUCAGUCUCGAGAGUCUCUAUUGACACCGAAAUCUUUGAUGGAACGCGCUAGAAUGAAUGUUGGAUGGCUAGAUUCAUCAUUGUCAGUAAUGGAGCAAUACGUACGUGAAUGGGACACUUUGCAACUGCGUUUCAAGUUCUACUCCUUCUUCGACUUGACCCCAAGAGCUCAGGACGCGCCACGGUUGAACCAACUCUACCAACAAGCGCGUUGGCAAAUACUGAACCAAGAAGUACAUUGUACUGAGGAAGAGAUGCUGCUGUUUGCAGCUCUACAGCUCCAAAUCGAACUGCAAACGCUAGCCGGUGGCGGUAUAGACGCUAACGACGGCUCCCACGGUGCCAGCUCCACCACAGCGCCGGAAGACGAGAUAGACGCGGCACUCAGCGAGCUGCAAGUGCAACUCGAGGGCGGUCCCCCGGCACGGCCCGAUAUUACCCACGUGCCGGAGCUGGCGGGAUACCUGAAGUAUAGAGGGAAGUGUCACAGCGAUAACUGUAUGAUCUCUCGUCAACGUUUCACUCUCCGUGCAUACAAACGUGGUUGGGUGUCGUGUCGCGAUGGCAUAUUGCGCAUACACUCGUCGCGCGAAGCGGCCGCAAAAGGCGACACGCCUUCCUACGCCGUAGAGCUGCGGGGUGCUGAGGUAACUCCAGAUGCACAUCCGGCGUCUGGCAGAUAUGGCAUUAAAUUGGAAGUGCCCGCAGAGGACACUAUGCAUGAGAUGUGGCUUAAAUGUGAAAAUGAGGAUCAGUACGCGGAGUGGGUGGCGGCGUGCCGGCUGGGCGCGCGCGGGCGCUCGCUGGCGGACGCGGCGUUCGGCGCGGAGGCGGCGGGCGUGCGCGCGCUGCUCGCGCUGCAGCGCCCGCAGCCCGCCGCCGCGCUGCACCAGCACAGCGUGCCGCACCUCGACCACCUGCAGCCCGACAACUACCUCGCGCCGCGAUACCUCAAGAAGCUCAAGGGGAAGUUCACACAAAGAGUAUUGGAGAGUCACGCCAAUGUCAAAGACCUUCCAUUAUUGGAGGCGAAACUCCAAUAUAUAAAAACGUGGCAGAACCUACCCGACUAUGGCCAAACGCUAUUCGUAGUGCGCUUCAUGGGACACCGCAAGGACGAGAUCAUCAGUAUCGCCAACAACCGCAUCAUGCGACUCGAUCCGAGUACUGGAGAUCAUAUUAAGACUUGGCGUUAUAGCACUAUGAAGGCCUGGAACGUGAACUGGGAAAUAAAACACAUGAUGGUACAAUUUGAGGAGGGCAACAUUAUAUUCUCAGUACAGUCGGCUGAUUGCAAAGUGGUCCACGAAUUCAUUGGAGGCUAUAUCUUCCUAUCCAUGCGGUCUAAAGACGCAAAUCAAAACCUUGACGAGGAACUAUUCCACAAACUGACUGGAGGAUGGACG